Messenger RNA from Seminavis robusta, 1905 nucleotides. The record is from the annotation of a GenBank genome assembly. Lineage: Eukaryota; Bacillariophyta; Bacillariophyceae; Naviculales; Naviculaceae.
AUGCAGUUUAACAUUCUGUCCAGCACGCCGGCACCCAUCGUCUCCGAGUCUUUGUAUGUGGAGAAGGCUCCUUUCAAUGGCGGAGAGGGCGGGAGUAGAUACGAUGAUCGCCUCCUCACUGGUAGUGUGAGUGGUCAUAGUAUGUUGAGUAGUCCCACUCAUCAUCAUCAUAGCACCAGUACAGCCCGAUCGUUUCCCGAAGACGAGCAUGAUCAGCAAGAGAAAGACAUUCGGAACAACAACGGCAACAACAACAUCAACCACAGCCACAAGAAACGAGGCCGCCGUCGUCGUAAAGGCAAGAGUCGCAGCAAGGUAGAACCCCUCUCUCCGUACAAGAAGAGUACCAGUCAAACCAUGCCUUGCAGCAAUAGUAAGAAACAACACGACGCUCCCAUGACCAAGCGUGACAUUUACUUUGCCCUGGACUGCGAAAUGGUCGGCGUGGGACAGGAUGGCCUCACUUCGGCCGUAGGAAGAGUGUCCAUUGUCAAUUGGGAGAAUCAAAUUGUCCUCGACACGUAUGUACGAGUCCCUCAACCCAUUACGGACUAUCGCACGUAUGUGUCUGGAAUCACUCCGGAGCAUUUGCAGCCUCGACCGGGCCACCCCUUGAUGACCUUUGCCCAAGUGAGAGAAAAAGUACAGUCGAUUCUCCGUGGGAAAAUCUUGAUUGGACACGCUCUGGAAAACGAUUUGAAAGCGCUCGGAUUGUACCAUCCUUGGACCGAUAUCCGAGACACGGCCACCUACACGUACUACAUGAGGCAAUUCCGAGACCCCGUCUCGCAGUGUGUUUCUUAUGUUCCGAAAAAGCUUCGAGAUUUGGCGUGGGAAAAGCUAGGACGCCAAAUACAAAUGCCGGGAAUGCCGCACUCGCCCAUGGAAGAUGCCGUGGCCGCUCUUGAUCUCUACAAGGAAGUUCGUGGACAGUGGGAAGAUCAUCUCAUUCGAGUGGCGCAGCAAAAGGACGAAGAGCAACAACGACAAUUGAUGGAACGGCGUCAGGAAGAACGACAGAGGCAGCAACAACAGCAGCAGCAACAACAACAACAGCAACAGAUGCGUCGCUUUCAGUGGUUGGGGGCUCCUGCACCCGCACAAGCACCAAUCUACCCCAUGAUGCAUCCGGUGCCACCCUCGCCGACCUAUUCGCGCUACCCAGCACCCAUGAUGAUGAUGCCCCCACCGCCGCACAGUCCGGCGGCUUCGGCCUUUUUGCAGGCACCCGCAUCAUCUCCGCCGCAACCGACCAUGCGAUCCAGUGGAUGGUUUGGAUUCUCGAGGAGACCCAAACCGUCUCGACAGGCCAUUCCCUCGGCCGUCUCGCAUGACUCAACGUCGACCAGCACCACGGUCCAAUCGUCCUUUUCGCAAGAUCAAUUCGCUUCUCCGAGAGGUGCUUGGCAUGUGCGAGAAGAACUGGCCGAAGCCGACAUUGCCAUGGAGGCCUCACAAGAAGCGAUCCUGGAAGAACCGGUUGCGGAAACACCCGUCGUGGUGGAAGACAUCAAGCAUGUCGAUUGCUCCGAGACGACGCAGACUAGUACGUCCCUUGAAGAAUCCAUCACGGAAGAGUCCACCACCUCGACGUCAACCGAAGAGUCACCUGCCGACUAUGAACCGCCACGAUACUUUACCAACCCGGAUCCAGAACCCAUGUCGUCCUCGUCGUGGUUCAAGUUGUUUUCGCGUUCGUCCAAGACCAAUUCGACCAGGGGAGACUCGGAUUCAGACUCUGAACAGGAAGAAGAACAAGCGCCCAAGAUUCGUCGAUCGUCGGAGACGGAAACCUUGUCGAAGUCGCUCUUUUCCAGUAGACUCUUUCCACGAAGAAAUUCCGAAAGUUGCAUGCAAGAAUUGGCAGAGAGGGAAGUGGAUGAGCAUUCCAAGUCUCUGCAUUAG